Messenger RNA from Homalodisca vitripennis (glassy-winged sharpshooter), 4505 nucleotides. Its product is annotated as fl(2)d-associated complex component-like. The transcript has 19 exons. Gene Ontology annotation, cellular component: RNA N6-methyladenosine methyltransferase complex. The coding region runs from base 392 to 3688 and encodes 1098 amino acids. Gene Ontology annotation, molecular function: metal ion binding. The record is from RefSeq and is a predicted model, not a curated record. NCBI's taxonomy places the organism in Eukaryota, Metazoa, Arthropoda, Insecta, Hemiptera, Cicadellidae.
CGGGUAGAAGGUAGUAUACAUAUAUAAAGCUCUAAAAACAGUUCAAACUAAAAAAAAGAAAUGGAAAUAUUUGAGAGAUGAAUUGAGGGGCGUGGAAGGAAGGAAAUAUAAAAUAAUCUAUAAUAAUGAAAUAUAAAUAGUUUUUUAGAUUUAUAAUUUGAUUUGGUUACAGUUCUGUAAAAAAAUCCAAUUUCGGUUUUGUUUGUACCUUUUACAGCGUUGAUUCAAGAUGGUAGAAUUCUAGGUUGUUGGGUCUGUUUAAUAACCAUACUAUUGUGAUUGAUUAGGUUAUUCAUAGAUUAUUGCUUGCACUGCAACAAACAGAAGUUUGUUAUUGACUUGGUGGAUGCAACUUGUUAAAGCUUAACAUGUGGGCUGGUGGAAUGACAAGAUGUCAAAAGUGACAAAACGUAAGAUCACAGUGGAAAGUCCAGGCAGCAAACUCAAUAACAGUAUCACACUAUCAAACAGCAUAACAAACAAGGAUUCUCAGCGGAGACAGAGUGUUUUUGAACGACUUGGCACUAAGACUGGAGCGUCUAUUUCAAUAAAUACUGCAAUAGUAGGACAACAACCAUCUUUAGUUGAAAACUUUUGCAGACAUUGGAACCAAAAUGGCACUUGUCCUUAUGGAAAAAACUGUGUUUUUGUCAAUACCCAUACAUUAAUCAGCCCGUCGAAGAGAGUACCGAAGAAAGAUCUAGAACCUAAACAGGCUCUUGAGGGGCUGAGGCUACACUCGACAGUAGUAAAGCGAGGAAGUCCGGACCUGAGUUGGGAGUCGUGGGACCAGACAGAGCUUGAGUACGAAGACGAGAAGGUACUAGAGAGACGCAGACAGCUGCUGCAGCGGGAACUGGAGCUGCAGAUGAGGCGAGAGGAGACAGAGGAACACCACACCAGACAUCGUCACACUACCACUAAACCUAAAAAGGGGCUGAGCAGUUCAUCUUCCACUUCAGUGAGUUCUACCAGUUCCGAGUCCAGCAGCAGCAGCGACGAGAGCAGUUCAGACUCCAGUUCCAGUGGGAUUGCUGGAGACAAUAGCAAGAGGAGGAGCAAGCCGAACAAGACCAAGAGAGGUUCAACAUCCUCUGUCUCUGAUACUGAACGCAACAAGAUUCGGGAAAGUAAUAAAUCCAUGCAUAAAGACAGAAGCCCAUCAAAUAUCAGCCGGAAGUCCACGAGCAGCCGGGAUAAAAGGGGGUUCACUCCUCCCAGAAAACCUGGCACGAACAUCAAGAUGACAACUCGCAAGAAGUCUCCGUCACCCAGUCACCGCAGACACAACACCCCUACAAGUUCUAGCAAGAGCAAACCAUCUACUUCUAAGUCAAGUGUGAGCUCCAGACCUGGGAGCAAGCGGUCGGUGUCAACAGAGCGCAAGGAUAAGCAUAAGAGAAGCCAGUCGCCCCCACGUCCCCGCAGCAGCAAGACUGGGGCUCCGCGCAGACCAGAGUCCAGGCCCCGCCGCUCGCCUGACACCAAGCCCCGUAACACUAGCCGCUCCAGGCUUGAGGAUAGGAAGAAAGAUGAUGAUCGUUCUAGAAGUAAGGAUGACAGACGUCAAGACAGGAAAACUGGGUCAGACAGAGACAAGCGUGACCAUGAGGAUGCUCGUGCCAGGGAGAAAGCAAGAGAAGCUCGUGAGAAGGAAAGAGAAGAAGCCUUGGAAAGAUGCAGAGAGAGACAGAGAGAACGAGAACAGUUGGCCAGGGACAAGGAGAGGACCAGAGAGCGACCAAGGGAUGACAGGGACAAGGACAAGACUAUUCCCCCACUGAUGUCUCUACCACAACAGGAUCGUAAGGCCCUGGAGAGAGACCGUGAUAGAGCCACCAAAGACAGGAAGGAUAGGGAUAAGGAAAGAGACAAGGAUAAGGACAGAGACAGGGAUAGACUUUACGAUAGGAAUGUUGAUAAGUCAGAUCGAAGUAGACCUUUGGAAAAAGAACGUUUGUCUGAGAAAAUUCCUGAACGAGACCGUAUUAGUGAUAAGGAUAGGCCACGAGAUAGAGAUAACUUGAGUGACAGAAGAGAAAAAGGUGAUAGAGACAGGAGUUUUGAAAGAGACCGCAAUUUUGAUAACAGAAACACUGGUGAUCAGAAUGAGAGAGCAUUUGACAGGGAUAAAGACAGACAACCAAAGGGUUUGGACAGAAGUAGAGACAGAGAUUUCGACAGGGAGAAAGAGAGAGGUUAUGAGAGAGUUCCAGACAACAGAAGGAGUUUUGAAAAAGUUGGAGAUCGAGAUAGAACUUCCCUGGAGAAAGAUCGGGGAAUCGUCAGAGAUAGGGGAUUGGACAGAGUUAUGGAGAUUAGGGAGAGGAAUAAGAGUAUGGAAAGAGGGAGGGUAUCAGAUGGGGAGAGGAAUACAGACAGAGGAAGGGACAGGUUUGAUCGAAGAACUCUUGCAGCAGAAGACAAGGGCUAUGAGAGUCCAUAUGACUCACGUAGAGAGCGUCCGAGGUAUGGAGGGGAUGGCCCAGAGAGACCUGCUAUGUUCAAGGAUCACAGCCCUUCCAGAGAGGACAGCCGGAGCAUGAGGAUGAAUCAAGGGUUCAGUGAUGACAGGAGGAGUCGAGGAGGAAGAGGAACCUGGGAGAGCCGGGACUGGGACUAUCCAGAUUCCAGGAGGGACUGGGACUCAAGGAACAGGCACGGAGAAUGGGAGGGCAGUGGUGUGGAAGGGGAAGCUUGGGGCGGCCGUUGGGGUGGUGGGGGUGGAGAUUGGAGAGAGGAGUGGCCACAGCAGCAGCAUCGUCCGCCCCGCCACCCGCCCAGGGAGGAACAAACGAUUGUGUCAGCCAACCAUAUCGUCGUCAGAGAUACUAGUGUUGAUGACUCAGGUGGUCGGCGCUCCCAGGCCAAAGACAUUGUUGACAAGGAUUCUGUUUCUGGUGACUUCAAGAAGGAUAACAUGGAUACUGGUAGCGUGGAUGUCAACCUCAAGCGGGGUAGAGAAGGCAGCGAAGGACCUGUGGAAGCUAAGAAGCCCAGACUAGAGGAGACAUCAGCCAUGUUGGAGGAGGCCCUCAGUGACAUUAGCGAUGAUCCUGAUGAAAUUCUCAACAGAGAAGACAUUGACAUGACACCUCAGGACAGUGCUGCGGUGGAGGAAGAUGUGUCAGUCCAGCCCUCGGCUCCUGAUUUAGACCAGAGAUUGUUAGAAGACAGACCAAGUGAGGAAGAAAAUAUAGACAACUUGGACUUUGAAGAGAUAUCUGAUGAAGAAUUAGAAGAAGAAGCAAGGGCCAAUAAAGGCCUGGGUGAUGCCCUGGGGGUGGACUGGGCCAGUCUUGUGGCAGAGUCUAGACCACGAGUGGUGGAAGCUGGGCCAGGGGCGGCAAGGCGAAGGUGGCAGCCGGAGAACAUACUGGCAAGGAUUGGAGUCUCCAUGGAAUAUGCAGGUGUUGAUCUCUUCAAUGAGAUACACAAUAAACUCACAGAGAAGAAAGAAGGUGAGGAUGAGAAGGGAAAGAUUGGACUGCUUCAUCCUGUAGCAUCACUGCAUGUGACACUGCGUGACAAACAGGCUCGGCGGCGCUGUCUCUUCUCUGGUGCUGACACAUUCAAACGUGCCCUUUCGGCUCGGGCAGACCUUGCUAUCAGGCGACAACUGUGCAACCUGCCUGUAGCCAGUCUGGAAAUGCAACAGGCCUCUGGCUUCUGUCAGUGGGUCGUUUAACUCUCUGAGGCUUCUUAUAAACAAAAGAACACUGGUGUUGAAGAUUGAUAAGAAUUGUAAACUGUUCGUCUGUGAUUGUGAAUCUGUUUCCUGGUCAUAAACCUGCAAUUUCUCCAAGAACAUGUGGUUGUGAGCUGAUUUAUUAAGAUUAAAAAAUGAUUAUGAGCUACCUUCUUUCUUUUAUUAUUUUGAUUGUUAAUUGAACAUACGAGCUUGAUUCAACUACUGCCCAUCCUAUAAUAAGGGAUUCAUUUUACGAUUAAAUGUAACCACAAACAGUUCAGGAAUAUUGCUGACAGUUUUUAUAAAUUUUGUAAGGUAUGUUAUGUCUAUACCUUAAAUAAAUACUUUUUUAUAAUUUUCUGGAAACAAAUUUAGUGAUAUUUAAAAAAAAUGAAUUUAUUUUUUCUUACUUUGUAAGUAUUAUCAUUUAUCUCAUAAUUCAAGCAGUAUGUAAGAAACUCUUUUUAAAGAUUUUAGUUUCUUUAUUAACAUUUAAGAAAUUUAAGUGAUCAAUCUUUCAGCUGAAGGAAGAAGUUAUUACAAUACAUACCUUCAAUGCUUGGAACAGAUGUAUUUUAUUCAGGAACCUUAUCGUAAUUGACUCUGUCAACUUAAAUGUAUAUAGUGUAAAUAUAUUAUCAUAGUUAUGUUUUAUUAUUAAGUAUAAAUCUUUGUUAUUACAUUAGAUUGUAAAGUGAAAUAAACAUAUAUUAGAUGAACUUUUGUUCAACUGUAGUUUAUUGUUUUACUUAUUUAACAAUGACAUGUUGCCAAGAAUAAAUUUUAAUAGUAGUAAUAUUUUACUCGCCUUCAA